AUGUCUACCGAAGCCUCGGAUCGAAAACCGGCGAUUCCGGGAUCCUUUGCAAUCGAAGCUUUCGAUGCAGCAACCACGACCUGGAAGAGGUGGGUACAGCGUCUGCAGGGUGCUUUUCUUAUAUUCGGCAUCAAAGAUGACGCAAGAGUGCCAUAUUUGCUUCAUUACGUUGGGCCAACGGCUUUCGAUGUACUUUGCGACAGGCUGGAUCCUGACGAUCCAUUUGUACAGCCAUACGAUGUAUUAGUUCAAAAGUUACAAGAAUUUUAUGAACCGGCCCCCUUGGAAAUCGCCGAGAAUUAUCGUUUUCAUCAAAGGAUACAGAAUGAUGGUGAAUCGGUUCAGCAAUUCGUGGCGGCUUUACACAAGCUGAGCAUCCAUUGUAAAUUCGGCGAUUACUUGAAAAUGGCGCUGCGCAACCAGUUUGUCUUCGGGCUUUCGAACAAGAAGGCACAAGCCCGACUUCUAGAGCGUAAGGACUUGAAUUUCGACGAAGCAGUUAAGGUUGCCGUCACCAUGGAAUUGUCAGAAAAGAGUUCUGAGCAGAUGAAGAAAAGCAGCGCAGCGGCGAUGGGUGUUGACUACCUCAAAGCGGGAAAGAAACCUCACGGCAAGAAUGCAGAGAAGAAGCCGAAACACAUUACAAAGAAAUUUUCAAGUCAGAAUUCUUCUAAUUUACAUGCGAAAAAUGUAUCAAAUACUAAUGUUAAAUGUUUCAGAUGCGGUAAGCCACAUUUGGCUAGCAAGUGUACUUUAAAUCGUGAAAUACGAUGCCAUACGUGUGGGAAACAGGGGCAUCUCAGUACCGUUUGUUUCAAGGGUAGUACUCCCGCUAAUCAAUUACAGGAGAUUUUGAGUCUGGAGCAUAAAAAUCAUAGAGAUAAAUUUCUUAUUAAAUUAAUGGUAAAUGAGAAGCCUAUUGAGUUCGAAGUUGACAGCGGAGCUGCAGUUACAAUUGUAAGUUCAUCAGAUUUGGUUAGUUUUUUUCCAAGGGCGACUUUUCAUCGUACAAAUCUUCAAUUAGUUUCAUAUUGCGGUCGCGUUAUACCUUGCGAAGGAUAUAUAACUGUAAACGUUCGAUACAAUACGAUGGAGAAAGAGUUAAAUAUUUACAUUGUAAAUGGCCGUCGAAAACCCCUUAUGGGUAGAGAAUGGAUUCAUCUAUCUGCAAUUAAAGGCCUACAAGCUAAAUUAUUUCUUAAAUCGGAUGCUUCUCCGGUGUUUAUUCGUGCACGGCCGGUGCCUUUCAAACUUCUGCCGCUAGUUGAAAAAGAAUUAGACGCGUUAGAAGGCGCAGGUAUCAUUUCAAAAGUUGCAACGUCUAAAUGGGCUACACCCAUUGUUCCAAUAGUUAAAAGUAACGGCCAAAUUCGAAUUUGCGGCGAUUACAAAUCUACAGUAAAUCCUCAAUUAUUAGUGGACGAUCAUCCUUUACCAACAGUCGACGAACUGUUUGCUAAACUGGCUAAUGGCCUAACUUUUUCAAAAAUUGAUUUAAAGCAGGCAUAUCUACAAUUAGAAAUUGCUCCCGAGCAUCGAGAAUGUCUGACAAUUAGUACGUGUAAAGGACUUUAUCAGGUUAAUAGGUUAAUGUACGGUAUUGCUUCCGGUCCAACUGUUUGGCAGAGGGAAAUAGAAAAUAUCUUACAAGGUAUCCCCGGUGUUGCCAUAUUUUUCGACGAUAUUGUUAUAACAGGUGAAACGGACAAAUUGCAUUUUGAUCGACUCGAUGAGGUAUUAAAAAGAUUGCAUCAGUACAAUAUACGCAUCAAUGUAGAAAAGUCAAUGUUCUUUAUGGAUAAAGUAAAUUAUUGCGGUUACACGAUUAAUAAAGAUGGUGUACAUAAAGAAGAUAGUAAAAUGGAAGCUAUCAAAUUAAUGCCGCGUCCCAAAAAUGUUUCAGAGGUUCGAGCUUUUACAGGAAUGAUAAAUUAUUACGGACGUUUUAUUCCAAAUUUGAGUACGAUUUUACACCCUCUUAAUGAAUUAUUACGUAAAAAUUCUUCAUUUAUUUGGUCACGAAAAUGUGAACUUGCUUUUCAAAAAGCUAAAGAAGCUUUCACUAGUAACAGAGUUUUGACGCAUUUCAAUUCUAAACUUCCAUUAAUUCUAGCUACCGAUGCUAGUUCAUACGGUGUAGGUGCAGUUCUCUCUCAUCGCUAUCCGGAUGGAUCAGAACGCGUAAUACAAUUUGCGUCUCAAACGCUUUCUCCUACACAACAGAAAUACUCGCAGAUUGAUAAAGAGGCUUAUGCCAUAAUUUACGGAAUUAAGAAAUUCUUUCAGUUUCUAUACGGAAAUAAAUUUACGUUGAUAACGGACCAUCGUCCAUUAAUUCAAAUUUUAUCACCUACAAAAAGUUUACCAAUUUACACUGCAAUGAGAAUGCAGCAUUAUGCUAUCUUUUUACAAGGAUUCAAUUAUUCAAUUCAAUACAAAAAAUCUGAAGAUCAUGCCAAUGCGGAUUGUUUAUCCAGACUUCCUGCCAACUCUCAAAAUACUAGCAGUGAUGUAAUAGAUGCUUUUCAAAUGGAUACAUUAGAUACUCUUCCUAUUUCAGCAAAUAAAAUUGCUUUCGAAACUAAUAAAGAUACGAAUCUUAAGAAAUUACUCCAAGCAUUGCAUACAGGAAAACAAAUCCAUAAAUCGGAUCGUUUCAACAUAGAUCAAAUCGAGUUUAAUUUACAUGCGGGUGUCAUUAUGCGUGGGCACCGAGUUGUAAUUCCGAAAUCAUUACAACCUCAAAUAUUAAAAGAGUUACACUCAGGUCAUUUCGGAAUGGUUAAAAUGAAAGAAUUAGCUCGUAGUUAUUGUUGGUGGUCCAAAAUAGACGAUGAUAUAGAAAAUAUCGUUAAAAAUUGCGCAAAUUGCAAUGUUAAUAAAAACAAUGUACCUAAAGCUUCAAUUCAUCAUUGGCAGCCAUCUUCGGCUCCUAUGCAACGUGUUCAUAUGGAUUUUGCGGGUCCUUUCUUAAAUAAGAUGUUUUUAAUAAUGAUUGAUGCUUAUUCUAAAUGGCCUGAAGUGCAUGUUCUUAAUGAUAUUACUGCGAAUACUACAAUUUCAAAAUGUAGGCAAAUUUUUGCUGCAUUUGGUCUUCCACGAACAUUAGUUACAGACAAUGGUAGAACCUUUGUAUCACAAGAAUUUCAGAAUUUUCUGCGAUCUAAUGGUAUUGUACAUAAAGUGACAGCACCGUACAACCCUGCAACGAACGGUCAAGCCGAGCGUUUUGUGCAAACUUUAAAACAAGCGUUGAAGCGCAUGAAUUGUAAUACUUCAAAUAUUAAUCUCAAUUUAAGCAAAAUAUUGUUACAGUAUAGAUCUAUGCAGCAUGCGUCUACAAAUAAGACCCCUGCAGAAAUGUUCUUAGGUAGAAAAUUAUCUACUAGAUUAAAUUUAAUUUUUCCUACAAAAGAAGCGAAGACAUUGAAUCAAAAUACGUUAGUUAAACAUUUUUUGUGCGGAGAGCGAGUGGCUUGUAGAAACUACUCAAACGAAGUAAAAUGGAAAUUUGGUAAAAUUACCGAGGUACUUGGAAUAUUACACUACAAAAUUUUGUUGGAUGAUGGUCGUUCUUGGAUUAGACAUAUAAAUCAGAUUCGCUCAAUAGGCGAUAAGACUCCUGUUUUGGGGAACUUUUCGAACGAAGAUUUUUACUGGGAUUCAUCGGAACCCUCAGUAGAAGAUCAAGAUAUUGUUCCUCGGGCUGUUGAUGUGCCUGUUUCUCCUCAGCCCGAAUCAACUGAUAAUCAGUUAGUUUUGCGUCGUACAACUAGAGUCAGGAAGAAACCUGAAUAUUAUGAACCAUAG
Messenger RNA from Cyphomyrmex costatus, 3810 nucleotides. RefSeq lists its product as uncharacterized. The record is from RefSeq and is a predicted model, not a curated record. Gene Ontology annotation, biological process: DNA integration. The coding region runs from base 1 to 3810 and encodes 1269 amino acids. Gene Ontology annotation, molecular function: nucleic acid binding; zinc ion binding. NCBI's taxonomy places the organism in Eukaryota, Metazoa, Arthropoda, Insecta, Hymenoptera, Formicidae. The transcript has 2 exons.